CACUGGCACCAUGGGGAAACUCUCCCAAAAAAAAUGUUCUCUCUUUCCUUUUUUUGGGAAAAAAUGAUCGAGUAAUAAUAGUGUAGAGUGCAGAGAGCGAACGGAGAGUGACUCCGUUGAGCCGUUUCCUUUCUACCCUGAAAAUAUUUUUCCUUUUAUGGUCAGCAGAUACAGUUCCAACAACAGGAGAGAGCGGGAGAAGACGAGGACGACAAAACGCAUAAGCUGAAUCAAAGUUUUCAAAAUCGUUGCUGUGCAAGUUUGCAGUGGGUCUAGGUGGUGGUGUGGUGGAUGAUGACAACUGGCAUCUGAGGAGCCAUGGUUGAAGAUGCGCCUACUGUGGAAACUGAGGAGCAGGUAGAUCUUGAUGGUGAUAACUACAUUGAAGAGAUGAUGGAUGAUGAUGUUGAAGAACCCAUAGAGGAGGGUAGAGUUGAAGGAGGUGAGGAUGAACAUGCAGAUGAGGAUCAAGAGGCCUCAAAAACUGAUAGUGGCAAUGAUCCAUUCCAGGAAACUGAUGAAAUUCCUAAUGCCAUUGAAUCUGUUGAGGAUGAAGGGAAGCUUUCUCCUCCUAUUGAUGAAGAAGACAGAGAGAAACAUGCUGAGCUUCUUGCCCUUCCUCCUCAUGGUUCUGAGGCCUUUAUUGGUGGGCUUCCUCGAGAAGUCACGGAAGAUGAUUUGAGGGAUCUAUGUGAGCCAAUUGGCGAUAUUGCAGAGAUAAGGCUGAUAAAGGAUAAAGAUACUGGAGAAAGUAAGGGUUAUGCUUUUUUAACAUUUAAAUCAAAGGAUUUGGCACAAAAAGCCAUUGAAGAGCUCCAUAACAAAGAAUAUAAGGGAAGAACCUUAAGGUGUUCACUCUCUCAAGCUAAACACAGGUUGUUUAUUGGCAACAUCCCUAAGAGCUGGACAGAAGCUGAAUUUAGAAAAGUCAUUGAGGAGAAUGGUCCAGGAGUUGAAAACAUUGAGCUAUUGAAGGAUCCACAAAAUCCAAGCCGCAAUCGUGGUUUUGCGUUUAUUGAGUAUUACAAUAAUGCCUGUGCUGAUUAUGCCCGACAAAAAAUGUCAAGCAUGAGUUUUAAGUUGGAUGGAAACACUCCAACUGUCAGCUGGGCUGAUCCUAAGAGUGCACCUGAUGCUUCUGCUGCAGCCCAGGAACAAAAAGAAUAAGUCAAAAGUUCAUUUAGAUGGUCCAUCUUGAUAAGCUUCUCAGGAUGGUCCACCUUUUUGAGUCAUGUGGACAGUUGGUUUUGGAAAUAUCAGUGCAGUAAGUAGUGCUUGGGUGGCACCUUAACAAUUA
Molecule: messenger RNA, 1297 nt
Organism: Macadamia integrifolia
Lineage: Eukaryota; Viridiplantae; Streptophyta; Magnoliopsida; Proteales; Proteaceae
Product: heterogeneous nuclear ribonucleoprotein Q-like
Exons: 6
Coding region: 319-1167 (282 amino acids)
Cellular component (GO): nucleus
Molecular function (GO): mRNA binding
Source: RefSeq, a predicted model, not a curated record